Messenger RNA from Gasterosteus aculeatus aculeatus (three-spined stickleback), 1701 nucleotides. It is a transcript of the gene mymk, whose product is annotated as myomaker, myoblast fusion factor. Gene Ontology annotation, cellular component: membrane. NCBI's taxonomy places the organism in Eukaryota, Metazoa, Chordata, Actinopteri, Perciformes, Gasterosteidae. The record is from RefSeq and is a predicted model, not a curated record.
GGACCACUGGGUGUGUCCGUCCUGCGUGGCAUCCAUUCAACCGCUAGACUCACUCGCUCACAACUCAGGGACCCCGAGGAGCCCUCGUCUCCCCCGACGGGACGUUUCCCCCCCCCGCUGGCCGCCACGCUCUGCGACCGUCCCGCCGCCGGCCAUGGGAGCGUUCAUUGCCAAGAUGCUGCUGCCGACAGUCAGCAGCUUGGUGUUCCUGCCCACGGCCAGCGUGGCCGCCAAGAGGGGCUUCCACAUGGAGGCCAUGGUCUACUUCUUCACCACGUUCUUCACCGCGAUCUACCACGCGUGUGACGGACCCGGACUCUCCGUCCUGUGCUUCAUGAGGUACGACGUCCUGGAGUACUUCAGCGUGUACGGCGCGGCGCUGUCCAUGUGGGUCACGCUGAUAGCGCUGGGCGACUUCGAUGAGCCCCAGCGCUCCAGCGUCACCAUGUUCGGCGUGCUGACCAUCGCGGUGAGGAUCUACCAGGACCGCUGGGGCUACGGGGUCUACUCGGGACCCAUCGGGUCCGCCGUCUUCAUCGUCACGGUCAAAUGGCUGCAGAAGAUGAAGCAGUGCCGGGCGGUGUAUCCGGAGAAGGCGGUGUACACGCAGCAGGUGGGGCCGGGCUGCUGCUUCGGCGCUCUCGCUCUGAUGCUGCGCUUCUACUUUGAGGAGUGGGACUACGCCUACGUGCACAGCUUCUACCACCUGUCCCUGGCCGUGUCCUUCGUCCUGCUGCUGCCCAAGAAGAACCGCUACGCCGGGACGGGACAGAACGCCGCCAAGCUGAGCUUCUGGGCUCUGUGCUGCUGCUCCAUGUCCCCCGGUUCUACUAAGGAGAAGACGGACAAGACCCUUACGAAGAAGAAGAAGAAGAAGUCUCUGCGGACCGUGUGGACGGUCCCGACUGAGAAGCUGCUGGCGGGACGCUGCAGCACCCCCAUCCUGCCCGUGUACAGCGCCCCCCCCUCCACGCCGGCGGGAGGGACCAGCGUCAGCCGGCUCAAAGAGAUGAACGGGUGGAAGUGAAGCCGUCCGGCGGCAGCAGGACCUUUGUCCUGAGGGACGUGUGUAGACGACUCAGCAGGCGGCCGUCGGCCGGCUGCUGAACGUCCUUCUUCUGCGGGACGUUUCUUUGGGCUGGUGGAACAUUUAACGUCCCCCAAGGUGGAUGUCAAAUAAAGGGAUGAGCGCUAGAAAGAAAAGGCCUCGGGUGCCCUCGAGGACCCGACGGGAAGCGCGGCAGCGGGGGGACGGGGGGACGGGGUGAGGGGGGGGGCAGACGGUUGCUCAGACGAGCCAGUGAGACUGACUGGAAAGUUUUAUGAGAAGAACAAACAGGCAGAUGGUUUAUCUCUCCAAAAUAUAUAAAUUGUCUUUGGAAAUGUUCCUUGGGGAAGAACCUUGUCUGCUCGCCCCCCCCCCCCCCCCCCCAUCCCCUCCCUCGCCUCCCUCGCCUCCCCCUUUCCUCUCUCUCAGGGAAAAGAAGCACACGGCUGAAUUUGUUUGUGAGAAAUGACGUAACUGUUAAUUACAUUUCUGUGUGUGUGAUGUGGAGCGUCUCGGUGUGUCUCUGCAGGUGGACGUCCCUGCAGGUGGACGUCUCUGUCUGCUAACAGUGUCCCUAAUGUGUCUUUAUUAUUGAUCUUUGUUGUCUGCGACACCGGUUUAUUGAUAUAAAGAUAUUGUCUUUAGUGUCUCUA